Molecule: messenger RNA, 180 nt
Organism: Punctularia strigosozonata HHB-11173 SS5
Lineage: Eukaryota; Fungi; Basidiomycota; Agaricomycetes; Corticiales; Punctulariaceae
Exons: 2
Coding region: 1-180 (59 amino acids)
Source: RefSeq, a predicted model, not a curated record
AUGCAUAGUCUUUCCAAGCAAUUUCUGCUCGUUCCAGGCCUAUUUGCUACGUCCGUUGCAUGUCAUACAUAUAGCCAUGACUCUGUGAUCGCAGGCGUUGCUCCCGACGCUUUGCCAUCCACCCUUCCUCAUACCGCAUACACUCUACCAUCCUCGUCAACGUCCACGGCCCCUCGCUGA